ACCCUUCUUUUCUCUUCCUCUUCCAGAUUUGUACCCUUCACUUCAUCUUCAUCUUCAACGACAGGGAACAACCUCAAGCUCUCUGCUGCUCCUCUCAAGGCGGAUUGGUUGGACUCUUUGUCUUGCCCUCCCGCCGAAGACCCUACCCCGACCAAUGCGGAUUCUACUUGGGUCAUUGGUAUUGAUCCUGACCUCUCCGGGGCCUUGGCCCUCGUGAAAACCGAUUCCUCUGGUUGCUCCGCUCAGAUAUUUGAUUCGCCGUACUUGCCUGUUCAAGUUGGAAACAGAGUUCGAAAACGUUUAGAUGCCAGGUCAAUCGUUCACUUGGUUAAAAGUUUAGAGGCUCCUACUGGCACUGUUGCAUAUAUAGAGCAAUCUAUCCCCUUUCCUAAAGAUGGGAAACAGGGUUGGUGGAGUGGAGGAUUUGGGUAUGGAUUAUGGAUCGGGAUACUAGUUGCCUCAGGGUUUUCUGUAGUUCCAGUAUCAUCGUUGUUGUGGAAGAAAGAGUUUGAACUCACUGGAGCUGGCUCUACAAAGGAUGAUAGUCGGAGAGUUGCAUCAACUUUAUUUCCCUCAUUGAGUGAUAUGUUGAAAAGGAAAAAGGAUCAUGGAAGGGCUGAGGCUCUGCUUAUUGCUGCAUAUGGAAAAGGCCUGAGAAUGAAGGUAGACCCAUCACUUGUUUUGGAAAGCUCAGUUCAUACAGGUUCCGAACUUCCCAUAAUUAUUAUCAUCUUUUAACUAGUAACCAUCGUCUUAAGGCUGAUUUGAAUGGCGAACGGUAUGAAAAUAGGAAAUUGUAGACGCCGAGUGGAUAUUGAAUUUGGAAAGCAUAGUGAGAAACAGUAA
This is a messenger RNA of Hibiscus syriacus, 846 nucleotides long. RefSeq names its product Holliday junction resolvase MOC1, chloroplastic-like. The record is from RefSeq and is a predicted model, not a curated record. NCBI's taxonomy places the organism in Eukaryota, Viridiplantae, Streptophyta, Magnoliopsida, Malvales, Malvaceae. The annotation marks the transcript as partial. The transcript has 6 exons. Gene Ontology annotation, molecular function: crossover junction DNA endonuclease activity.